GCGAGCUUUCGAGCCCAGUCGCCAUCUUGUUCGGCCGAAACGAAGUGCGAAGCGUCUCCGGUACUUUCUCAACCCGAAGCCCGCCGCGUUUUCCGCCGGGAGUCCCCGUUCUGCCGAUACUCGUACGCAAUACCCUUUAUACAGGGUGUCGCGAGUUUUUAGUAACAACGACUCGUGUGUUCUUUUAAAACUCCGAUAAAAGCCAAGAUCUGGAAAAAAAAACAGUAACGUAAGAUGCGAUGAACUUUUUUUAACCUGUUAUUCAAGGGAAAAGUGCCGUUCAGUGAAAUAAAGUCGAAAUAGUUAUUCGCACCUUCCAGUGUAUCCCUCAGCCUGAAAAAGGAGGGUGAAGACAGAUCCCGCCUUCAAUUUGUGUUCGGAUAAUGAGCGACUAUUCCUCCGUAGCACCUCCGCAGAAUUUCAACAAGAGUCAGGCAUUUGCUGCCGCUUUACAACGUGCAAAACAGAUAGCUGCUAAAAUUAACCCGGGUGGUGGUGACGGCGGCACCAAGAGACCGUUGGAAGAUUGUGGCCCAGAGCCAGAAUCAAAGAAGUUGGCGUCAAGACUUGACUCAAGCCCUCCUCAGGGUAACCGUUCCUCUGGGCCUCUCCUCCCUCAGAUGGCACCCCCUGCAUUGGCACCACCUGGCUUAGGAGGUCCUGUUACCUCCGAAGACAUCAAAGUCCCAGAUAAAAUGGUCGGACUUAUUAUUGGCCGUGGAGGUGAACAGAUCACAAGGCUUCAAAGUGAAUCUGGAUGCAAGAUUCAGAUGGCACCAGAUUCUGGUGGAAUGCCAGAUAGACUUUGCACACUUACAGGAAAUGCUGCUGCCAUUGGGAGAGCAAAGGAACUUGUAAAUGCGAUUGUGAAUCAGAGGUACAAGACGGAAGGACCUGGUGGUGGCUCAGGUGCACAACGUGGACCGCCUAUGGAUGAAAUGGCACCACAGCGACAUCCUGGAGGAGGUGCCGGUGGUCCUUCUUUUGUUGAAGUGAUGAUACCAGGACCUAAAGUUGGACUUGUCAUCGGAAAAGGUGGUGAAACUAUUAAGAUGCUACAAGAGAAGUCGGGUGCCAAAAUGGUAGUCAUACAAGAAGGGCCAAACCAGGAGGUUGAGAAACCCCUCCGCAUAACUGGUGACCCUCUGAAGGUAGAACACGCUCGCACUCUUGUCUAUGAUCUGUUAGCGGAAAAAGAAAACCAGCAACAACAGAGAGGAGGCGGGGGGCCAGGGAGAGGUGGUGCCAACAGAGGUGGCUACAACGAGCGAGGUGGUCAACAGCGUUUCCAAAAUCGUGGUUCAGAUGAGUCACAAUUUGUGGUACCUGCCUCAAAAUGCGGUGUAAUAAUAGGACGAGGAGGUGAAACGAUUAAGCAAAUCAACCAAGCAACAGGUGCUCAUUGCGAGCUCGAUCGCCGUCCUAACAAUAAUCCAAAUGAGAAGGUUUUUGUCAUACGUGGUACUCCUGAGCAGAUUGAGGCUGCCAAACAAAUGAUUGGGGAGAAACUUGGUCAGUCUCUUGAGGAUACACGAGUGAGUGAUUGUUUUCAGGGUGGUCCUGGGGCUAAUGGAGGUCCUGCAUAUGGUGGCCCAGGAGGCCCUGGAAAUCCUCAAGGAGGAUACCCACAAUCGUGGGCUCCUCCAGGCCCUGCUUAUGCACAACCUUACCAUCAACAGCAUAUGGACCCUUCAGCAGGAAUGGGGGCAAUGGGAGGGCAAGGGCAAGCACAGCAGCCUGACUACUCACAACAAUGGAUUGAGUAUUACCGCAGCAUGGGAAUGCAUCAAGAAGCUGAUGAGAUCGAACUUCAAACAAAAGUGAAGCAAUCCGCUCAAGGGCCGCAGAACAAUUCAAUGCAGGGAACCGGAGGGUCUGCACCCGUUGCACCGAAUAACCCGAUUCCCGCACAGCAGAACAACGCAGCUCAGCCACUACAGAAUGGGCAACCCGAUUAUUCUGCACAGUGGGCGCAAUACUAUCGCAGUUUAGGGAAGAUAAAGGAGGCAGAACUGAUAGAACAACAGAUGAAAAACAAGCAGCAGGCAACAGGAGUUACGCAGAUGCCAGUUGGUGCUCAGUCAAACCCAAAUCCGCCUUCUUUCUCAUACCAGCAGCCUGGAGGGUAUCCAUACCAACCGGUCGCAUACCCUUACCAACCGACUGGUGGCUACCAGUACACGGGAGUUGCACAGCCUCAACAAAACCAGGAUCAAUGAAAAAAAGCACACAAAUAAAGGUGUCUUUGUUUCAAAACAAACAAACUAUAAUAACCUAAAAAACCCAUAAAAUCUAAAAACACAGACAUAAAGCUCAUUAAUGUCCUUAUUCGUCUGAUAUAUAAUAAUAUAAAAAAAGAGAGAUUACUGGAUGUGUCGGACGUUUUUAUUUUAUUUGUCGAGCUCUUGCUAUUUUUAAUUUUUUUAUAUUAUUAUAAGCGGAUCGGGAAACCCGAAAAAUAAGGAGAAGAUGGGCGAGCAUCCAGGUUGUUAUUCGCAAAAUAAACCGAAGGAUUGCGGAUAACGAAUAAAAACAUACAUAGUACAAAAAAAAAAAGGGUUUUUCCCGAGCUGGAGAAAAAGCCAAGUUUUCUUUUUUUUAUACUUUCUCUUUUUUUAUAUACGUCAUACUAAUAGUAAUAAAUAGCCUGUUUUUAUAGGAUGUUUAAAAAUCUAUAAUAAGUAAAUUUUUGGAAUCUUUAAUAUUUGAAAGAAACCAAAUAACUUAAAUAUUUGCUUAGAGUAAUAACAAUACGUAUAAUUAUUAUGAAUAUAAUUGUGAAACUGUG
Cimex lectularius (bed bug) is the source of this 2788-nucleotide messenger RNA. RefSeq names its product far upstream element-binding protein 2 (gene Psi). Gene Ontology annotation, molecular function: mRNA binding. Gene Ontology annotation, biological process: regulation of DNA-templated transcription. Lineage: Eukaryota; Metazoa; Arthropoda; Insecta; Hemiptera; Cimicidae. The transcript has 12 exons. Bases 384 to 2219 code for a protein of 611 amino acids. Gene Ontology annotation, cellular component: nucleus; cytoplasm. The record is from RefSeq and is a predicted model, not a curated record.